UUAGGAAAAUGGUGAGGAAGAUAUUUCUUGUAAUCGCGUGUCUGUUUCUGCAUAUGAUAUCCGCUGGGAUGAGCCUCUCAUUUGGCGUUUUAUACAGGGAAAUGAGGAUAGAGUUCGGGUCAAGUCAGUCAGAAGCGGCCUGGAUCGCGUCUAUUUUCAACGGAUUGCUAGGACUUUUAGGUAUUCCACUGAGUUUUAUUACUAACAAGAUAGGUGAGAGAUGGCCGGCUGUGUGUGGUUCGGUACUUCUAUCACUUGGCAUGCUGACAAGUAUAUUUGCAACCAAAAUGAGCAAUGUGUAUAUGACAUACGGGUUACUUGCAGGUUUAGGCGCUGGAAUAUCACAUUACUGCGGAUAUACUGUCCUGACACCUCACUUUGACAACACAUGGCGCCCUGUGGCAAUGACUGUCGCCGGUGCUGGAAUUCCACUGAGUGCUUUGAUAUUACCGCCUGUCCUAACAAUACUGAUAGAACAAUUUGAUUGGAGGAAAGCUUUCAUGUUUCUCGCAUGCUUAUCAUUUCUUGGGAUACCAGCAGGUCUUAGUUUCUUUCCACCGAAACUACACAUAGACUCCGGUUCAGAAUCAAGUCCUGGCCAGCAAAACAGUUGGAAGUUAUCUCUAUCAAGAUGUCUAAAAAACCUUAACUACAUGUUAUACUUUGUGACAACGUGUGUAGUAUAUCUCGUUGCUUAUGCUCCUGCAACACUUUUACCGGACCUUAUGCAUGAAUUCGGUAGAAGUUCCAGUGAGGUGUAUAGCUGUGUGAUGACAAUGGGAGCCUGUGACUUGGUUGGUAGAUUGUUGUCUGGAUUUUUGGUGCACAAGAUCCCGAGUAAGUUGGCAUUAAUUCACAGUGCCGGCAUAAUGGUUCUAUGUGUGUCAUCGGGUCUAAUUGCGUUAUCGAGAUCUAUUGGAACUUUUGUUAUCAUGUCAGCAUUUCUUGGUUUAGGGUCAGGUUGUUUUUUUGGAUUACACUUCGUCACGUCUGCUCAGUUACUUCCUGUUGUAGACGUUCGAUUCGGUUAUGGCCUUGUUUUGACUUUUGGGGGAUUGUCACUUGUAGCUGGGAUGCCUCUUGCAGGAUUUGUAAGCGAUCAUUUCAAGACAGAAAGGGGAGCAUUUAUUUUCUCAAGUAUUCUGUUCUUUAUUGGAUCUUUGCUUGAACUAAUAACUGGAAUAAGGGAAGUAUGUGGACAAAAAUCAAGAAAGUCAUAUGCUAUGGAAUCUGUGGAAAAUACUUCAUACGUUACAGGCGAAGAGUUUCAAGUUCAUAGUAAGAAAAGAGAUGAUGUUGUAGUUGUUGAUUCUUCGUAUAUUUGACUGUAUAAGAUUAUAUAGGCAAAAACAAUAUACCUUAUAUACAUUGUUCUUAACUCCUUCGGUUAAUUAAGAUAUACAGUUAAACGGGAAUGAUAAUUAUACAUUUGUGCUGCUUUUUCAUUUUUAUUCUUAUAACAUGUAUGUACAUUUUAAAUGCAACAUUGCAUGAAUUCGUUUAUCUUUAUUUCAUGGGUUGUCGAACUUCCUUUUUGAAUAUUUAAAACAAAACGUAUUUAUGCUGAUCUGUGCUUUUCCAUUGUUCUAUAUUAUACUGUAAUACAGAUAUUUUAACGUAAACUUAACUACUGCCUAGUUGUAGUCUGUAGCUUUUAACUGAUUCAAAAUUAACUGAUUAUAAAAAAGCCUUUAUUACUUAAAAGAUAAAUUUGGCUCCCACCAUAAUAUAACAAAUUACAAGAGAAAGAGUUAAAGACAAAAUUGACCAUUUCAAGUAUAUAUAUAUACCUGAAUAAUACCGGAAGAUAGUAGCGAUGGAAGAAACUGAAUAGUUUAUUGUUGCCUCUCGUAGAUAAAUAAAUAUAAUUCUAUUGCAAACAUAAAAUUAUGAUGAAGGAAUUAGAAACUUAUCAAUAAAACUGUAAUACAUAUACAUAUAAAUUGAUUGCUGCAACUUUGUUUAUGAAUGGUAGCAGCAUUAUAUCUCGUGCCCAUAAAAACAGAUAUUCUC
This is a messenger RNA of Mercenaria mercenaria, 2013 nucleotides long. Its product is annotated as monocarboxylate transporter 13-like. Lineage: Eukaryota; Metazoa; Mollusca; Bivalvia; Venerida; Veneridae. Gene Ontology annotation, biological process: transmembrane transport. The coding region runs from base 9 to 1325 and encodes 438 amino acids. The record is from RefSeq and is a predicted model, not a curated record. Gene Ontology annotation, molecular function: monocarboxylic acid transmembrane transporter activity. The transcript has 6 exons.